Molecule: messenger RNA, 347 nt
Organism: Carassius auratus (goldfish)
Lineage: Eukaryota; Metazoa; Chordata; Actinopteri; Cypriniformes; Cyprinidae
Product: interleukin-8-like
Exons: 4
Coding region: 48-347 (99 amino acids)
Biological process (GO): defense response; chemotaxis; immune response
Cellular component (GO): extracellular region
Molecular function (GO): chemokine activity
Source: RefSeq, a predicted model, not a curated record
CAGCAGACAAUCUCUUGAUACCUUCACUGACACAAUACUGACUCAGAAUGAUGAAGUUCAGCGCAUCCGCCUUCAUGCUUCUGAUCUGCACAGCUGCACUGCUGUCCACAACAGAUGGUAGACCUCAACCUAUGCUUUUACGCUGUCAGUGCAUUAAAACAUAUUCAAAGCCAAUCCCAGUCAAAAAAAUACAGUCAUUGAGGGUGAUUCCUGCUGGACCACACUGCAAAAAUGUGGAGAUCAUUGCCACAAUGAGGAAAGGAAAGAUGUGCCUCAAUCCUGCAAAAGACUGGGUGAUUCCUCUCAAAGAAAAAUUCAACAAGAAGAAUGUCAAGAGUCAACAGUGA